AUGGCUGGAGAUCGAUCUCCCGUCCUGCAGUUUGUCACAGUCAGCGGAGCCGCGCUUAGCGGUUCUUACCACAGCCUUGUAAGCAGUUCCCCUCGCUGGGCAAUUACUCGGGCGCUGGAGCAGGCCCGUGGCACAGCACGGAUCCGCUUGCAGAGAUUCCCUCCUUUUCGAUCGUCCCAACCAAAGGAUCGGGCACGUCAGCGGCUGCAGGCCAGGCUCGGAGCCAGCUGCGGGUUGGGAAAGCUGCCAGUUGGGCGGCUGGAGGAAGCCAAGGCCAGGGGGUCUCUGGGGCGCUUGCGGCCUGCUCGGGAGCAGCCUGGUAGCCCCUUCGCUGUGAACAAGCGCUGCUCGGAGCUCUCUUGGCGGGGCGGGCUUGCCGACACCCUUGUUUGCGAGCGCUUUGCCAGCAGGACCGCGGAUGGAGCAAGCUGGCCCCGAGGAUGCAGGAAGCUGCGGGGUGGGGGUCUUGGAAGCCGCUGGGGCGGGAGUUCGGCACGGCUGGGGGGAAUUAAGCUCUAUGAAUUGGAUGGAGACCCCAAGCGCAAGGAAUUCCUGGACGAUCUGUUCGGCUUCAUGCAGAAGAGAGGGACCCCCGUGAACCGGAUCCCCAUCAUGGCCAAGCAGGUGCUGGAUCUCUACACGCUCUAUCGGCUGGUGACCGAGAAGGGGGGGCUGGUGGAAGUCAUCAAUAAGAAGAUUUGGCGGGAGAUCACCAAGGGCUUGAACCUGCCCACGUCCAUCACCAGCGCAGCCUUCACGCUCCGCACACAAUACAUGAAGUACCUCUACCCCUAUGAAUGUGACAAGCGUGGGCUGAGCUCCCCCGGCGAGCUGCAAGCCGCCAUCGACAGCAACCGGAGGGAGGGGAGGCGGCAGACGUUUGGGGCCACCCUGUUCAGCUACUCUCCAGCGGGCACCCCGGGCACCCUCGCUUCUCCCAAGGUCCCUCUGCCCUCUCUUACCAUCGCCACCCACAACGGGAGCCAGAUCGGACAAGCACACGCCGUCAAAAAAGAAGAGAGCCUCCUUUCGCCCGGGGUGCCCAGCCGCAUCGCCAUACCCGUCAGCCUAGCCGGGCAUCACCUGGUGGCAGCACAAGCUGCUGCGUCUCAGGCAGCGGCCCUGGAGCAGUUGCGGGAGAAGCUGGAAACCAGCGAGCCACCUGAGAAGAAGAUGGCGCUGGUGGCCGAGGAACAACAGCGCCUGGUCCAGCACGCCCUCCAGCAGAACCUCCUGGCCGUGGCCUCCCAGUUCCCUGUCAACAUCAAGGUCAACAGCCGUGGAGAUGACAGGCAGGAAACGGCAUUGAACCUGUCCACCAACGGCAUUAGCAGUAUCAACAUGUCAAUAGAAAUAAAUGGAGUUGUCUACACAGGUGUGCUGUUUGCCAGACGAUCCGGCCUCCUGAGCACUGCGGGAGGCGCCCACAGCCACAGCAGCACAGGGAUGCCCCAGAGCCAGCUACUCUCCACGGCAUCGCGGGGACGUGCUUCGGCCAGCACUUCGCCCUGAGAGGAGAACCCUGCAGCCUGUCCUCUCCGUCCCGCGGGCAGCAGGCUCCACUCUUGCAUCCUGUGUUGGGGCCCGGGGGGGCAUCUGGAUUUUUGGUUCAGGGUGGCAAGGGGUGAGGCCCCCAGCCCCCAGCUCUGGAGGGGCACGGAAAGGGACUUCUGGGCAGGGCAGAGGACAGGAUGGAGAGGCACUGUGGCACUGGAGGAGGACAUAAGUUGGAGGAGAAAGUGGCAGAGUGAGCCAUGGGGGGGUCUAGCUGAACCAUCGUUAUGGCUUCUUCUCCUGCAUUGAUUUCCUUGGUUGCAGUUGGAUGCUGGGCGCCAGUUGGGCUCCUCCAAGGACACAGUGGUGGUUAGGAGUCUUCAACUGGGAAGGGGCUGCGUGCCCUUUCUUGCCCUCUCCUGUUAACUCACCAUUCUCUACCCCAGCAUACAUCAUGCUCUUAACAUGCCUCCUCCCCUCCCCUCCCCUCCCCCAGUCUUCACCACUACGGAGUCUUAUCUUAGUCUCGAUUUUGUAACCUCACCUCUUCCUCUCUGCACACUCACCUUAGGAUGCUUGGCUCAGCCUGUCGGUGGUUUGGAUUUGCUGCAAGACCCAACCUUCGAUAGCCAAACCAAAGAUCUUGGGGAGGCAUAUCUGUGUGAGUGUGAUAGCGGUGGGAUUAAAUCUCACUGUGCAUUGAUUUUGGUGACAGCUGCAUGGGACACCUAUGGGGAAAGCAUCUUAGAUCGAACAAACAUGGGUGGAAAAGUUCUUGGAAGGUACAGCAGACAUGUGAAUGAAUGUGGAGUUUAUGGGAUGAACCAAGGCAAGGGGUAAAGUGAAAGGUUUGAGGUGAAGGUAGAGGUGCUUCUUGAAUGGAGCAGCCCGGUCAAGAGGGGAGUGGGGUGUGUGGAGCAGAAGUGAGGUUUGGGGGUUGAGUUGCACUUGUCCCCAUCAAAACUGCUUUCCUCCUGUCUCGGUACCACAGAGUGGAGGCAACUGUGGCUCCAGAACUUCCAUGUUCUUCCUUGCUGCAACCCAACCACCUCUUCUCUCCCAGAUCCUCCCUGCCCAUGAUGGAAAAUGGUGUCUCCAUAUGGAAGCAAGCAAACCACCAAUCUUUUGGUUGCACUUUCAUUACAUUGCUUUUAGGGAGUGGGUGGGGUGGGGACAACCUCUUGCGGUGCUAAGGCAGCCCUUGUGGGGGCAGUGAAUUGUAUCUCCUUUGGAAUCUCUGGGUUUGGGGGAUGGGGUGGGGAUGGGGGAUUUAUUUUGUGCUAGUGCAAAAUGUAAAUGUACCAAAGAAGGGAGUGAGUUCAUCUACCUCAUGUUCUUUCAGAUGUGCCAAGGGGGGAGGGCUCCUGUGAGCUGACAUUUGGAUCCAACCCAGCAUGGGCUGGCUGUGCUGCCAUGGAUAGUGCAGAACGGGUGUGCCAGCUACAGCCGAUUCAGGCAAUGGCAGCUGGGCCAGAUUCUCCCUUCCUAUCUCAAUUUUCCUCCCCCAGCAAUUUGAAACAAUCAUGUGCUUGACCAAAGACACGCCCUUCGCUGGGCCUGAGUUGCACAACCGCCUGCUAUGGUCAAAUAUUGGUGGUCUGACCUCUGGUGUGGCAGAGGGACAACGCCGCUGCAUCGAAGGGACCUCUGGCAGCCCCGUAUCUGGAGAUGGACGUUACUGGGACUGUGUCUGGACAAAGGACCUUUGGGAAACCCUAACAUGGAUAGGAAUGUAGGGUUUGGAUGCUAUGUAGACUUCUGAUUUUUAAGCUCUUGUACCAAAGAUGGACUCAUUGGGCACUUGUUUUCCUGUGGCACACGAGGAAGGAGAAGGAAGUGGGCGAUUAUCUUCUUUCCACCCCCUGUGUCUUUGCAACUUUCUCAGCUUCUUCCUUUUCUGUGUUAAGCUGGUAGGGUUAGAUUCUCUUUUCCCCUUGAUGUAUGUGCUGCUUCCCCCACUCCCCUCCCCUCCCCUCCCCUCCCCUCCCCACAACCCUUCGUUCUUCUCUCUUGCUUGUUUGUUUCUCUCGACAUUUCUCUCCAUCUUUCUUGUAGGCUUCAGAGUCAAUCCAGGCACUGAGGGGAAGCUGGAUUGUGGCACUCAGGGGAAUGAAUGCGAGUAUC
Messenger RNA from Python bivittatus (Burmese python), 3618 nucleotides. The record is from RefSeq and is a predicted model, not a curated record. NCBI's taxonomy places the organism in Eukaryota, Metazoa, Chordata, Lepidosauria, Squamata, Pythonidae.